AUGAGCUGGCAACUGCUUCACUUCUUUCUCCAGGACGAUGUCGACGCCUUCUCCCGUCUGCUGGCCAGCGCCACGUUCGCCGCUGCAUCUCCCCACACACAUAAGAAUAGUUCCGCCGUCGUGACGGGCACCUCUCACUCCUACGGCUCGCCGAGUGCGGUUUCGAAACACAGAAAGUCGUCAUCGGGUGCGGGUGCGGGUGCGUUUUCGUUUUCGCCAGCAGAGAAGGCUGGCUUGGCCAAUACGACGCUGACACGGAAUGAUAUCAAUGCCAGAGACAGGCAUGGGAGGACGUUGAUGCAUCUCAUCGCCUCGUCAGAGAAGAAGAGCGCGUAUGGCUUUGCGUGUGCGUUGCUGGCCGUUCCAGGCCCGUUUCUGGACAUAUACCUGCAGGAUGCAGAGAGCGGGUGGACCUCCUUGCAUCGUGCGUUGUAUGCUGGGAAUAUAUCCGUUGCACAGGCCAUUAUGGAUAAAGAUAGCAGUGGUAGCGGUGGUCUGAUUAAGAUUAAAGACCGUGAAGGGAACAGUCCGUUUGAGGUCUUCAGUUCAACUGUCAUCUAUGAUGCCGCUACGGAGACGGAUAAGGGGCAAGACGACGAUGAAGAUGAUGAGAGUGCGGUCAGUGGUGAAGACGAGGUUGGAGAGCAGUACGGAAUAACCAAGUCUAUUGCUCCACGGGUCAGUCUGGACGGUGACGAGCUGUUUACCUUUGGAAGCAACAAGAACCUCUCUCUGGGCGUCGGGGAUGGUGACGACCGCCAGUUUCCCGAACGUAUCACCUUGCCACGACCGGAUGCCUUGAUACAACGCUUUUACGAGGAAAAGUACGAGGAUGCAGCUCUAGAGUACGAACCGGCCGGUGAUCUCCCGUUCCUUGUCCGCUCUACCCCCUUGAUCGUGCAAGAUGUGGUCAUGUCCAAGCUACACACAGCCAUCCUCACCACCGAUCCCUGCAGUAAUCUAUACAUGUGCGGAUUCGGGCCCGGUGGACGUCUCGGAACCGGCCACGAGGGAACAUCCUUUAGUCCCGUGUGCAUAGACACGGGGGCCAUCGCGGGCAAACGCAUCACCACCGUCGCCCUGGGGUUGGACCACACCAUCGCCGUCUCGGACCAGGGUGAAGUGUUUUCCUGGGGCAGCAACAAGCAUGGCCAGCUAGGCUAUACAUUGCCCAAACCCAAGCCUACUGCCGGUAACUCGGCCAACGACAUACCCACCCAGCUCUCCCCGCGCCAGAUCUUUAACCCAUUCAAACGUGACCGCAUCCUUGGUGCAGCCGCCUCUCCCAUCCACUCUGUCGUCUUUACUUCUUCUGCGCUAUACACCUUCGGCCGCAACGAUGGCCAGUUGGGCCUCAUGGACGCGGACGCACGCUCUCUUACUUCUCAGCCUAUCCCACGAAAAGUGGGAGCAUCUUUAUUCAACGUAUCCAUAUCUUCAGUUUCUGCCAUCGAACGUGCUACUGUCGUGUUGCUGGAGAAUCAUGAGGUCUGGGUGUUUACGCACUACGGGUAUUCGAAGCUUAUAUUUCCCCUAACCGGCCCUGUGUCGAGUUUUAUUCGGAGCAGCUUCAUGGCCGCACGCUACGGUGGCGGAGUGAGCUACGUCACGAAGGCACGGGCUGGUGGGAACACGAUAUGUGCACUUUCAAGUGGAGGAGAGGUCUUUACCGUCUCUGUCCCUGACCGAAGAGACGAAGACCGAGAUCGAGAGAACAGAUCAACUUCAACAUCGACUACCAACCCAGCGAAGAUCCGCAAUUCAUUACCCCAACCCACUCGUGCCUGGGCUGUUAAGAAAAGCCACAUGGCCGUUCGUGACGUCGAUGUCGGCCAGGACGGAUCCAUCAUUAUCUGUACCCAAGCGGGAUCCGCUUGGUUGAAGGAACGCAGGGCAGGUAUCAAAUCUACAUCUGCAGGAGUCGCUGGUGGGAAAGAAUAUAAAUUCGUUAGAGUGACUAGUAUCUCCCGUGCUGUGGGGGUGCGGAGUAACGCCUUUGGAGCCUAUGCUGUCAUUCAGCGUAGCUGUGAUGUGGCUAGGCGGAGCGUGGUGGUUGGUGAACAGCGGCUGUGGGCUGAUAUUCGACCCCUGAUGCCGUUCGAGGGGAUGCUGGAGGUCACUGGUGAGGGGCUAGGAAGGGUUGAUAUCCGCACGUCUGCACUACAUACUUCAAAUCAGCAUGAGGAUGCUGAUGUUGACGUUGAUGCCGAUAUCGAUGUUGAAAAGGAAUUGAACACCCUCCUAGACUCUCAACGGGCUUCCCAAUCACUCUCUAGUCCAUCUAUAGCAUGGCUCUCUACUACAUCCAGCGACACACGCAUUCCCGUACACGAGUUCACGCUCUCAGCUCGCAGCCCCAUAUUGCGGAAUGCCCUCUCUACCUUCCGCAAGGAAUACUACUUCACUCUCCCCGGCAUAAUGUCCAUCGAAUAUGACAAGGCAGGCCAAGUGCAUCUCCUCUUCACCAACUUCUCCUUCCUAUCCCUCUUCAACCUAGCCAUAUAUCUAUACACAGACAGGCUAUAUGACAUCUGGAUCAGGCACCGGCAUGAUAAGAAGCAGACAAAUGCAACUGUAUAUCGCCAAAUACGCGCAGACGUAAUCAAAUUAGCAACUGCUCUAGAAAUGCCGGCCCUCGAACGUGCGACAAGAAUAAUGAUUCAGCCGUCACCAAGUUUACACCAUGACAUGGCCGCCGCUAUCCAAGACACGUCCAAUUCUUCGUCAUCAUCCUCCUUCUUCGACACUGCUGAUGUUCUCCUCGAGCUCGAGGGUGGCACAGAGGUAAAAGCCCACAGCCAUGUCUUAUAUAACCGAUGUGCGUUUUUCGAUGGCCUCUUUCGGGGCCGUGCAGGUGGUCGAUGGCUCCAUCAUAGGCUUGCCGGCCAGGAACGAGAAGCCCCUGAGCUCAUACGCGUUGACCUGUCACACAUCGACCCUAAAGUAUGGGGCUUUGUGAUGCGAUAUGUAUACGCUGAUGUCGACGAGGAGCUGUUCGAUGACGUGCGAGUUGCUGAUGGCGAGGCAUUCAUGGACAUAGUCAUUGACGUGCUGAGUGUCGCGAAUGAGUUGAUGGUUGAUCGGUUGGCGCAGAUAUGCCAGCAGAGAUUGAGCAUGUUCGUAACGACACAUAAUGUGUGUCAGCUUCUCAAUGCCGUGAUGCCGUGUUCCGUGACGGAGUUCAAGCAUGCAGCGUUGGAAUUUAUUUGUCUUAAUCUUGAGAUCAUGCUGGAGAAUAGACUGCUCGACGACCUUGACCCGGACUUGCUAUCGGAACUCGAUCAAAUCUGCCAGGAGAAUCAGCUCACCUCCCAGCCUAUCUCACGCGGGCGUAAUGCUGAAUCAUUCCUCACCCAACGAUACCCGGAAGUCAUCUCGCUCGUGGAACAGGAUAAACGACGCCGUAUAGAUGCAAUGAAGCUUCGCUCGCACUUACAUGAGGAUGAGGUGCGUGACACGCAUCUACGGCCCGGGAGUCUUGAAAGGGAUAAGGCCUCUCUGUCUCCUUUGGCACGCCGAGGGAAACAAGUAGGCAUCGUCACACCACCGUCGGAUAGACUAGGCGUUGAAGCAAGCCCUACACUUGUUCCAAAGAGAUCAGUAGGUGACCUUAUCUUCCAAAUGGACGACGAGCCAUCCCUUCACCCCGAAAGUCGUCGGGGAGAUAGCUCUAGACAAACUCCAGCGGGUAGCUCUCGUGGCUCGCCGCGAACCCAACCUCAUUCCCAGGCUCCUGGCUCCGGUCCUGGUCUGGGUUUGGAUCUAGGACCAGCUACUUUCCCCCAACUGUCCGCAAAGUCGUCAUACGCAGGCCUUCGCGCCCCCGGAGGCGCAGCUGUACCACAGACAAUACCCCGUCAGCCAUCCUCCCGCGAUUUUAACAAUAGCACUACCCCGAAUUCUCCACCGCCCAAAGCCCCCUGGUGCUCAAUCACACCCACAAAAACACGAGCAGGCCUCAGAGAUAUUAUGGCCGAAACGAAUAAUCCCCACACCCCGCCUGCUCGUGUCGAGGGCCUUUCCCGCGCGGAACUAGAAGCAACACGGAACUUCUCGCCAAAGUUAUCCCAGAAGGAACGCAAGAAGCUUAAGCAGCAGCAGAUGGCUGCUGAGCAAGAACCAGCCAAACCUGGUACUAGCACUUCGUCGAUAUGGCAAAUUGCUCAAUCGCCGAAGCUUAAGCCGACCAAAGUUGAGGUUGAAAUAGCUACGCCAACACCAGCGCGCGCCACGCCAAAGACGCCUCUAACCCUCCGCCAAACAGUUGCGGGUUCAGGUACUGUCUCUGGCUCGGCAUCUCCGCAGAUGAAGCCGACGUAUCCAAAAACACCCCCCCGUGCGCCUGCACCCAAGCCAAUGCAACUCAGCACGCCUAUAAUAAGAACCUCAGUGUCGACCUCUGCUUCUGGCCCUGGCCCCGGCACAUCGCAAAUCUCCCUCGCCACAAUUCUCCUACAGCAACAGACUGAAAAGGAUGAAAUCCACGAAGCCGCCACGGCGAAACAUAAUCUGCACGAUAUCCAAGUUGAACAAGAGUUCCAAGAAUGGUGGGACCAAGAGACUCAGCGUGUGAUGCAGGAGGAGCAAGCUGCGGAAGCCAAAGCGAAGAUGGAGGCAGAGAAAGUGAAGAGUAGGAAAACUAGUUCAACUAGGGGAGGCGGGAGAGGUAGAGGAAGAGGAGGGCAGCAGGCGCGCCAACACGUUCCGCGAGAUGGUGAAGGACUGACAGGUGUAUCAUCUUCUAAACAGGUUGGUGCAGAUGCCUCAGCCGGUGGAAAACCGAGUGAUCAUCCACCUCCACAGAAACGAGCUCCACCUUCUCAUGCUGACGAUAGGAAGCGACACAGUGACCGUGGCCGAGGCCGACAUAGAGGUGGCCCAGCACGAGGUGGCGGAGGGGUUGCUAGCACACAAAACGUUUCAUAA
This is a messenger RNA of Arthroderma uncinatum, 4926 nucleotides long. RefSeq names its product BTB domain and ankyrin repeat protein. The coding region runs from base 1 to 4926 and encodes 1641 amino acids. The record is from RefSeq and is a predicted model, not a curated record. Gene Ontology annotation, molecular function: protein binding. The transcript has a single exon. Lineage: Eukaryota; Fungi; Ascomycota; Eurotiomycetes; Onygenales; Arthrodermataceae.